This is a messenger RNA of Caenorhabditis elegans, 816 nucleotides long. It is a transcript of the gene ndx-3, whose product is annotated as Nudix hydrolase 3. The transcript has 3 exons. The record is from RefSeq and is marked reviewed. NCBI's taxonomy places the organism in Eukaryota, Metazoa, Nematoda, Chromadorea, Rhabditida, Rhabditidae. Gene Ontology annotation, molecular function: hydrolase activity; hydrolase activity, acting on acid anhydrides, in phosphorus-containing anhydrides; coenzyme A diphosphatase activity. The coding region runs from base 7 to 729 and encodes 240 amino acids.
AACCAAAUGAGAUAUGGACUCAGUGCUCAGAGGAGUCUGAUCAAUGUUUGUAGUAGAAGAUUCUUCGGGAAGGAUGCCAAAGAACAAUUUCUGAAGAAUCUUUCAUCUAUUCCCGCAUCGAAACAUCCUCGCCUAGUCUCGGAUUCCGACGCGAAUUCGGCAAUGUCUGUUCUGAUUCCGCUUGUGACUGUUGACGGUCGUGAUUCUGUGCUUCUAACGAAACGAUCGAUUCAUCUCAGAUCGCAUCGUGGUGAAGUAUGUUUUCCAGGUGGUCGAAUGGAUCCAGGAGAAACUACAACUGAAACUGCUCUCCGUGAAACGUUUGAAGAAAUCGGGGUUAACGCUGAAAGUGUGGAAAUCUGGGGUCAUUUGAAAAGUGUGAUAAGACGGCAAGCGGAUUUCAAUGUUACUCCGAUUGUUGGAUACAUUUCCGAUGAGCGAGUUCUCGAGAAUCUGGUGGUCAACUCUGAUGAAGUACAAGCUGUUUUCACGAUUCCAAUUGAUGAACUUAUCAAAAAAGCCGGACUAACUAAAUUCCAAAGCAAGAGAAUGAAGUACACACUGCCUUCGUUCGAUUCCACGGAGUUCAAGGUCCAUCACAAUGCUCCGAACGAGUAUCUUCAUUCCACCCAGCGAGUUUGGGGGCUUUCUGGUGUAAUGUUGCAUCAAGCAUUGACCCUGCUGAAUCCAGAUGUCUAUAAGCAUGAUUUAAUUGUGAAAUUUUUCUAAUUCUUAGGAUCUGUGUAGUAUUUUUUUUGUUCGUAGAAUUGUUGCCAUAAACUUCGGGAGACUAAAGAUAAAACAUUUACAAGUCAU